AUGUCUCGUAGUAUGCCGGAAGCUGUGGCGUGGACGACGAGCGGUGAUGCCAAGUUGGGGCUGCGUGAUGUGCAGGCCGAGGGUGUGCAUGAACAGGCGCGCGCGAACUGGGAGCCAUACGACUUCAACGGCGGCACUGUGCUGGCCAUCGCGGGCGAGGAUUUUGUGGUUGUUGCUGGCGACACACGACUGAGCACGGGCUACUCGAUCCUCAGUCGCGAUGAGAGCAAGCUGCACGAGCUGACGCCCACGACGGUGCUGGGAUGCCCCGGCUCGCACAAUGACAUUAUCCAACUACGCGGUGUGCUGAGCAUCCGUGCGCAAAUGUACCAGCACGACAAUGAGACGUCCAUGACUUCGAGCGCCAUGUCGCAGCUGCUGAUGAACACACUCUACUCGCGUCGCUUCUUCCCGUACUACGCCUUCUGCAUCCUGUGCGGUAUCGACGAGAACGGCAAGGGCGUUGUGUACACGUACGACGCCAUUGGCUCAUACGAUCGCGUCACGCGCGCGGCUCAGGGCAGCGGAGGUCACUUGAUGAUCCCGCUUCUGGACAAUUUGGUGGAGCACGAUACCCGCACGGACCCGAAGAAGGCGCUCACACUGCAGGAGACCAAGGACAUCAUCAAGGACGCGUUCAUUACGGCUGGAGAAAGAGAUAUUUACACGGGCGACAGCGUGGAGAUCUUGACAAUCAAGGCUUCGGGUAUUGACAGGGAGAUGUUCGCACUCAAGAAGGACUAG
Messenger RNA from Phytophthora infestans T30-4, 744 nucleotides. Its product is annotated as proteasome subunit beta, putative. The record is from RefSeq and is a predicted model, not a curated record. Gene Ontology annotation, cellular component: proteasome core complex. The transcript is spliced from 2 exons. Bases 1 to 744 code for a protein of 247 amino acids. NCBI's taxonomy places the organism in Eukaryota, Oomycota, Peronosporomycetes, Peronosporales, Peronosporaceae.